CUUUCACUCCAACUAACUACUAUAUCCACUAUAAAAAUGGUUGGCAUGUGGUCCUUAAUAAGCGAGUUCCACCAAUCUAAAACUACUUGGGCAUUCAAAGCCCGAGCUGUUCGUGUCUAUACCGUCCCUGCCCAUGGCAUUUACGGUGAAUCUUUGCAGUGCAUUUUCCAUGACGCUGAGGGAACAAAAAUACAUGCACACAUUGCAAAAUCAGAGGUUGCGAAGUUUGAGCACCUGUUUAGGGAAGGAAAUGUUUAUGCAAUAAGAAAAGUCUUGGUGCUAGACAACUAUAUGAAGUUCAAGACAACAAGGAAUGCUUUCAAGUUGUUAUUCGUCAACCGAACUGAUGCCUUUGAAAUCUCUAACAUUAAUUUUCCAAUGAGGAUGUUUGACUUCACAUCUAUAGCUGCCUUAAAAGAUGCUGAAGUUAUAGACGAAACCUAUGCCAUAGAUGUGAUCGGCAAGGUAACUUCAAUGUCAGACCCAAAGGACCUAACAAAGAAUGGUAAACAAACGAGGUUGCUUGAUCUUACCCUCGGUGAUGCCAAUGGGAAUACGAUUGCCUGCACUCUCUGGGAGAACAUGGUAGAAGAGUUCAUGGAUUUUCUUAAAACAAAACCGAAGUCAAUCACUCUUAUUCUUCAACGCUGCCGUGCUAAAAAAUUCCAGGGUCGGGUGGAGGUAACAAACAUGUUCCAUGUGACUAAGAUGUUACUGAAUAGCAACAGCGAGGAGUGUGCAGCUUUCAAUUCCACGUUCGGUCCAGAUAAUGAUGACGGCGGGGAUGCUCUAGCCUUAGCUACUUUUGUUACCCCUUCUUUUCAAGAUGACCUAACUGCUGGAAAAGUUCAGUUGCUAUCAAUUGCAGAUCUAAUGAAAAUGGAAGAGGAUGGAAAACACUGGAUUUAUGGAGAGAUAUUGACAAUAGACAGCUACAGAGAUUGGUACUACAUAUCUUGCAGAGGGUGCAGCAGAAAGGUGUGUCCUGAAGGUGACAAUUUCAGUUGUGGUGUGUGCAACACCAAAGAAGUAGUUCUAAGGUACAAAAUUAAUGUUAGGGUGAUGGAUGAGACAGGUCAUGCUUCUUUUGUGUUUUGGGACAAAGAAUGCUUUACUUUGGUUGGAAAAACUGCAAGUACUCUUCAUGAGGAGAUUGAACAGAAAAAUGUUGGACCGUAUUAUUUUCCAGUCGAGAUUGAUGCUAUGGUUGAAACUAAGGGGUUGUUUCGAGUGCAAACAAAGAAGGAAAACAAAUACUACAAGGGUGUUCCUACUUUUAGUGUAAUUGGAAUGAAUUGUGAUCCAACUGUUAUCGCUUUAUACAAGUAUAAAGGAAAAGCAGUUGAGGAAGAAGAUGAUGCAGUUGAGGAAGAAGAUGAUUUCACACUACUUAGGAAGGAGUUUUCUGUGUCUGAAGAAGUCCUCAUACCUGAUGAGGAGGAGACCAGCCCCCUACUGUCAAAAGAAAAAAGGAAGGAACUUGUGGUGAACUACGACGGCAUCAAAAGGAAGCUGUUUGUUGAGCCCCCGCCUGUCAAGCCACCAAAGAAGCUGAAGAAGGUGAAAAUGGAAAAGGAGUAACGAUGUUUGAACAAUGAAGAACUUUUUGCUAAUGAAGAACUUCAAGAACAAUGAAGAACUUUUUGCUAAAAUGAAGCAUAUCAUGUAUGCAGUAUUUUCUAUGUUUUUCUGUUAGUGCAUUAGCAUUUCAGAAAAAUGUUUGCUGCCUGGAAUAACUUAGGGAUAAGUUUAGGUUAUGUUACAAACUUUUGGAGUGGGUUAUUUUCUAGAUAAUCUAUUUUGAUCCCAAGUUUGUAAUUUUUGGCAUUUGUUGCCAAGUGUGAUGUAACCUAUUCGGAAUGUAAUUAUAUGUAAAUUACGUUCUAUUUCCUUGGCUUUAUAUAUUACAACUUGACCAAACUUGAUGACUAGCUACACUAAACAUGUAAAAAUAUUUG
Messenger RNA from Cuscuta epithymum, 1958 nucleotides. NCBI's taxonomy places the organism in Eukaryota, Viridiplantae, Streptophyta, Magnoliopsida, Solanales, Convolvulaceae. The record is from the annotation of a GenBank genome assembly.